AUGGAUGGUAAUCCAGAAGUGCAAGAAAACUCACUUUUGGUCGUAGUGCGGAAUGAGAGGCCUGAUGAGAACUGGGAUGAUGAUCAGCUUCUUGGAUUUGAACCGUGCAAUGAAAACCUUAUAACAGGUUGUAACAUAAUCAACGGGAAAUGCAAAUGUGACACCAUUCGGACCUGUAAUAAUCCAUUUGAAUUUCCAAGCCGGGAUACUUGCCUGUCUGCCUUAAAAAGGAUUGAAGAAGAGAAACCUGAUUGCUCCAAGGCCCGCUGUGAAGUCCAGUUUUCUCCUCGCUGUCCAGAAGAUUCCAUCUUGAUUGAAGGCUAUGCCCCUCCUGGAGAAUGCUGUCCACUCCCGAGCCGCUGUGUGUGUAACCCUGCGGGCUGCUUGAGGAAGGUUUGCCAACCUGGCUAUUUGAAUAUCUUGGUUUCUAAGGCAUCAGGGAAGCCGGGGGAAUGCUGUGAUCUCUAUGAAUGUAAACCAGUGUUCAGCGUGGAUUGCAGCACAGUCGAAUGCCCUCCUGUUCAACAAGUCGUUUGCCCACUGGAUAGCUAUGAAACCCAAGUCAGGCUGACGGCUGACGGCUGCUGUACCCUGCCCACAAGAUGCGAGUGUCUCUCUGGUCUCUGUGGUUUCCCCAUGUGCGAGGCAGGCUCCAUUCCCCAGAUAGUCUCGCGUGGAGAUGGAACACCCGGCAAGUGCUGUGAUGUCUUUGAAUGUGUCAAUGAAGUGAAGCCAAGUUGCAUAUUUAACAGCAUGGAAUAUUACGACGGAGAGAUGUUUCGGAUGGAUGCCUGUCGUUUCUGCCGAUGCCAAGGUGGAGUCUCUAUUUGUUUCUCUGCCCAGUGUGGUGAGCUACACUGCGACAGGUACUAUGUGCCAGAAGGAGAGUGCUGCCCGGUGUGUGAAGACCCAGUUUAUCCAGUAAAUAACCCUGCUGGCUGCUAUGCCAAUGGUCAGAUCCAAGCUCACGGAGACCGCUGGCGAGAGGACGACUGCACCUUCUGCCAGUGCAUCAAUGGAAAGCCACACUGUGUGGCAACAGCCUGUGGGCAGAGCUGCCUAAAUCCUGUUAAAGUCCCUGGGGAGUGCUGCCCGGUGUGUGAAGAACCAACAUACAUCACAAUAGGUCCACCCACCUGUGAGAUUUUGGUGAACUGCACUUUGACUGAAAAAGACUGUAUCUAUAGCUUCAAACUGGACCAAAAUGGUUGCCGCAUUUGUCAGUGCAAAACUAGGGAGGAGCUCUGCACCGGCCUCAUUUCGGGCUGUUCCUUAGACUGUUCCUUCGGCUUCCAGACUGACGCCCACAACUGUGAGAUCUGUCAGUGCCGACCCCGGCCUAAGAAGUGCAAACCCAUUGUAUGUGACAAGUACUGUCCCUUUGGAUACUUGAAGAACAAGCAUGGCUGUGAAAUCUGUCGGUGUAAGAAAUGCCCGGAACUGCCUUGUGGUAAAAUCUGUCCCAUGGGUUUCCAGCAGAACAGCCACGGCUGUGUUAUCUGCAAGUGCAGAGAGGCAGCUGCUUCUCUUAUGCCUCCUGUUAAAACAGGCUCUUGCCUGUCAAUGGAUGGGCGCCGACACGAGAACGAGGAGAACUGGCACGACGGCUGCAGGGAGUGCUACUGUCACAAUGGACGGGAAAUGUGUGCCCUGAUCACCUGCCCCGUGCCAAACUGUGGCAACCCCACCAUACAUCCAGGGCAGUGCUGCCCGUCGUGUCCAGAUGAAAUAAUUGUGCAGAAGCCCGAUCUCACCAGUCCAUCAAUCUGUCAUGCUCCUGGUGGGGAAUACUUUGUAGAAGGAGAGACAUGGAAUAUUGAUUCUUGCACACAAUGCACAUGCCACAGUGGACGUGUCCUGUGUGAGACUGAAGUCUGUCCACCUCUUCUUUGUCAAAACCCCACCCGCACACAGGACUCCUGCUGUCCACAGUGCCCAGAUGAGCCUCUUCAGCCCUCUUCAUCAAGCAAUGAGAGCAUGCCCAGUUAUUGCAAAAAUGAUGAAGGAGAUAUUUUUCUGACAGCCGAGUCCUGGAAACCCAAUGUCUGCACUAGCUGCAUUUGCAUGGAUGGUGUGAUUAGAUGCUACUCUGAGUCUUGCCCACCAGUAUCCUGUGAGAGACCUGUUUUGAGAAAGGGACAAUGUUGUCCUUACUGUAUUGAAGAUACAGUGCCAAAGAAAGUGGUCUGCCACUUCAGUGGGAAGACGUACGCAGACGAGGAGCGCUGGGACAUUGACAGCUGCACACACUGCUACUGCCUGCAGGGGCAGACGCUCUGCUCCACCGUCAGCUGCCCGCCGCUCCCCUGUGCUGAGCCCAUCAACGUGGAGGGCAGCUGCUGUCCCAUGUGUCCAGAGAUGUAUGUACCUGAACCUACUAAUAUCCCCAUUGAGAAGACAAAUCAUCGAGGAAACAUUGAACUAGAAGUACCAAACUGGCCAACACCAAGUGAAAAUGACAUCAUCCACAUUCACAGAGACAUGAAUCAUCUGCAGGGAGGGUACAGAAGUGGCAGUGGACCACACCCAAGUGAAGAUGCAUCAGUUAGCUCUGUUGCCUUGGUGACAAUUCCAAUCACAGUAGCGCUGUUACUGAUCAUCGUCCUUCUGCUUGUCAAUCAGAAGAAGCAGUGGAUUCCAGUGUCCUGCUACAAAGCUCCAACAAAGCCUUCCUGCCUAAACAACCAACUGGUAUAUGUGGACUGCAAGAAAGGUACCAUGGUCCAGGUGGACAGUUCUCAGAGGAUGCUAAGAAUUGCAGACCCAGAUUCAAGAUACAGUGGAUUUUACAGCAUGCAGAAACAGAACAACCUACAGGCAGAUAAUUUCUAUCAAACGGUUUGAAGACUUGCACCCUUACCAAGGAUUUAAGAAAGAGAAAGAGAGAGAGAGACUAAGUCUGCUAUUAAAAUAAAACUAGAAUUGUGCACUUGCUUAGUGGAUUGUAUUGGAUUUGUGACUACAUGUACAGCUCUAAGACCUUACUGGGACGAGCUCUGACUCCUGCAAUGUGCCAGAAAAAGCAUUCCCACUUUUCCUUGAGAUAACUGACCAAGUGUUUUCUUAGAACCAAAGUUUUAAAACUUGUUAAGAUGUAUUUGCUUGUAACAUAGCUAUAGAGGUUUUUUGGGAGGGGUAAUCAGGGGCUAGGGGUAGGCAAUGAGAUAAAAGGAAGCUUCAGAGAAGAAAAGCUGGUCAUGCUUGGCUGGAGAAGAAAAUGGAAUAAAGAAUACUGCUGAGCAGCAGGAUAGUGUUUUUUCCUGUUGCUCUGAAAUUGCAUCUGUUGCAGCAAAGCCUAACCCCAGGU
Molecule: messenger RNA, 3307 nt
Organism: Merops nubicus (carmine bee-eater)
Lineage: Eukaryota; Metazoa; Chordata; Aves; Coraciiformes; Meropidae
Gene: CRIM1
Product: cysteine rich transmembrane BMP regulator 1 (chordin-like)
Exons: 17
Coding region: 1-2844 (947 amino acids)
Molecular function (GO): serine-type endopeptidase inhibitor activity; protein binding
Source: RefSeq, a predicted model, not a curated record